Molecule: messenger RNA, 3008 nt
Organism: Sphaerodactylus townsendi
Lineage: Eukaryota; Metazoa; Chordata; Lepidosauria; Squamata; Sphaerodactylidae
Product: zinc finger protein 883-like
Exons: 4
Coding region: 227-2155 (642 amino acids)
Biological process (GO): regulation of DNA-templated transcription
Source: RefSeq, a predicted model, not a curated record
CAAGAAGUGUAAUCUAAUUAAAUCGGGGAGAUGGGGUAAAUGUAAAGGAGUGAGAUUCACAUACUUGGAUCUGAUUUCCUUGAAUCGGAGACAGUGAAGUAAUUGGUGGGCCAGAGAUUCAACUGAAGCCAUCGUUACAGGGGCACGAUCUUUUAGCCUUUUCUCAAACAAGGAGGCUAAUACUCUUUCUUCCAAUUUUCUCUCCUUCACAGGCAGUAAAGAGACAAUGUUGAUCUAUUCUCUUUGGGGAGGCUUGGAAACAGCUACUGCAACUCCGGUCCAGCCCCCAGUUUCCUUUGCAGAGGUGGCUGUAUAUUUCGCCAAGGCAGAAUGGGACCUGCUAGAUCCAAACCAAAGAGUUCUCUACAGGGAAGUAAUGCUGGAGAACUACAGGAGUGUGGCCUCUCUGGGAGCCAGGAAGGUAAGAGGCACUAUGGUGGAGACAGACAAAGGCCUUACAUCUGAAGAAAGGCUGGAGGGUUUCUCAAGAGGAUGUGAAGAGAGUUUUUCCUUCCCAGAUGAGUUGGUUGCAACAGGCAAUGAACAGUGGAAUGAGAGUGACGAGGAAGUGUAUCAGCUAUUGCCAGACAAAGCCAAGAAUAGAGAUUUGAAAGGCAACAUCAGGAAUCAAGGCAGACCAAAGAGGCAAAAAGGAAUUCACAUCGUUGAAAAGAUGAAUAAACCAAUUCCUGGCCAAGGACAGGAUUUCUCUGAAGAAAUCCACAGGGUGGAGAAAGCAUACAAGUGCUUGGAAUGUGUAAUGAAUUUUUCAGAUCAAACCCAAUAUGAGAUCCAUUUGCAAAUACACAGUAGAAAGAAGACCCAUCAAUGCUUGGAACGUAGAAAGAGCUUCCUUUGUAGAGCACAGCUCCUUAGGCAUCGAAGAACACAUAUGAAAGAGAAGCCUUCUAGCUGUUCAGACUGUGGCAAGAGCUUCUCAAAGAAAUUAGACCUUGUUCAACAUCAAAGGAUUCAUUCAGGACAGAAGCCAUUAACAUGCUUAGAAAGUGGAGUGACCUUCUCUGAUGGAGAAAAUGGUAAUCUACAUAUUCCAAAGAACUGUGUAAUAAAGGCAUGUAAAUGCUUUCAGUGUGGAAAGUAUUUCCAAUGCAGAUCACAGCUUCUUGCGCACCAAAGAAUACACGCAAGAGAGAAACCUUUUCAGUGCUCAGAGUGUGGAAAGAGAUUCAGUUACAGUAGCAAUCUUCAAAAAUAUCAAAGAACCCACAUGGGAGAGAAACCUUUUGAAUGCUCCAAGUGUGGAAAAAGAUUCAGUCACAAUACUGUUCAACACUAUCAGAAAAACCCCACAGGGAAUAAACCGUUUGAAUGCUCCGAGUGUGGAAAGAGUUUCUGUCAGAAGAGCAGUAUUCGAAGACAUCAAAGAAUCCACACAGGGGAGAAACCUUUUGAAUGCUCCCAGUGUGGAAAGAGAUUCAGUUGCAGUGGAAGUGUUCAGAAGCAUCAAAGGACCCACAGGGGAGAGAAACCUUUUGAAUGCUCCGAGUGUGGAAAGAGAUUCAGUCAGAAUAGCAGUCUUCAACAGCAUCAAAGAACCCACACAGGGGAGAAGCCUUUUGAAUGUUCUGAAUGUGGAAAGAGAUUCAGUCGGAAUUGCAGUCUUCAAAUGCAUCAAAGAAGUCACACAGGGGAGAAACCUUUUGAAUGUUCAGAGUGUGGAAAGAGAUUCAGUCGGAGUAGCAAUCUUAAAACACAUCAAAGAACCCACUCGGGGGAGAAACCUUUUCAAUGCUCAGAGUGUGGAAAGAAAUACAGUCGGAGUAGCAAUCUUCAAAUGCAUCAAAGAACCCACACAGGGGAGAAACCUUUUGAAUGCUCCCAGUGUGGAAAGAAAUUCAGUUGCUGUGUGAGUCUUCAAAAGCAUCACAGGACCCACACAGGGGAGAAACCUUUUGAAUGCUUCGAGUGUGGAAGGAGAUUCAGUCGGUGUGGUCAUCUUCAACAGCAUCAAACAACCCACACCAGGGAGAAACCUUUUGAAUGCUCUGAGUGUGGAAAGAGAUUCAGUCGGUGUGGCCAUCUUCAACAGCAUAAAAUGACCCAUACCGGGGAGAAACCAUUUGAAUGCACAAACUGUGGAAAGAAAUUCAGUCAGAGUAGCAAUUUUACACGGCAUCUAAGAACCCACAAAUAGGAUAAACAUUCAGAUAAUCAUUAACCCUUACAUAGAGAAGUAGGCCUUUUUUCUGACGUGCCCCUUCCCAGAAGACUUCCCUGGAAAAUUCUUCAGUUACAACCUUACCUAUUCUAGACAAAGCAACUAAAUACCUAUAAAUGUGGAGGAAAAACUGGUAAACAGCAAGACAGAAGAUUUAAUACAAAAUACUUAAGUGUAAAAAAUUACCCAACAUUCCAUUCCCAGUUUCCCCAAAUUCAUGCUGUACACAGUGGCAAGUUGUUAGCCACAGUUCAAAAUCACAGCUUCACAAACUGCUGCAGAGGUGAAUGGAAGAGGUCUUUUCUGAUGCCACCACCACCUUCACUGUCAGCUGGCUAAUUACAUCAGGUACACAAUUAGAUUAUCAAACAAUUACCAAAUUUGUUAAUGUCAUCUCAGGAUUAUAGAUUUUAAGUCAAUGAGCAGGAAAUUGGUUUAAUUAUCUGAAAUUCUUGCUCCUGCUGUGCUUAGAAUCACAUUCUAUCGCUGUAUUCACUGACAGGAGCCACGGGUGACCUUACUCCAAAGCGAAUGCUAUCUAAAUUUUGCAUGUGUUCUGGGCUGUGUGACUGUGGUCUAGUAGUUUUUGCUUUUAAUUUUUCACCUGCAUCUCUGACUGGCAUCUUCAGAGAUAUUUCAUGGUGCAAUGCAUUUCUCUCCACGGCACAGUGUGGAGUAACUGUGUGGCGAAUGAAUUGGUUUUUAGGCAAUGUUGAAACAAGCAAGCUACCUAAAACCUUUUUUGAUUUAAUAGAGAAUGUAAAGUUACAAGAUUUAUGGAGAUUAAAAUAUGGCGAUGUGAGAUAAUACACCUUCUAUUCAGAAAGAC